GUACGAUGGAGUUUUUUGAGAUUACAUGUCUUGUCAUCAUAGUUACAUGCAUACUCUACAUCUACCACAAAAGAAAAAGCCAAAGAAAAAUUUCAGACUUUCCGUCAAAAUACCCAGCUGAUAAAAUCAAGAACAAAGAAAAAAAUCACUACGAUGUGGCAAUCUGUGGUGCAGGACCCGCAGGCAGUACCUGCGCUUAUUACCUAGCUAAGCUGGGCUGGAAGUGUUUGCUCUUGGAGAAGAAAAAGUUUCCUCGGGACAAAUACUGCGGGGAUGCAGUGUGCAAGACUGCCAUAGAGAUUCUGAUUGACAUGGGUAUUUACGACUUACUCAUUCGAGAAAACAAGGCUCACGUGGCAGACAGUGGGGGACUCUGCAGCCCUGGGGGACUUAGUUACAUUGGUCGUAGUAAAGAGGUCAUUGGAGAAAUCCCAGCUGCCAUAGCUUGUAAGCGACUCCAUCUUGAUGACGCCAUAGCUAAAGCUGCCAAGAGAAUAGGUGCAGAUCUACAGGAGGAGUGGGCAGUCAAUGAAGCCAAGUUUGAUAACUCUGCAGGUCUGUGGACACUUUAUAGAGAGGGAUCAACAGACACUCUCAAAGCAAGGGUGUUGGUUUGUGCUGAUGGUUCCCCUUCCAGACUUGCCACACAACUUGGGCUGAUCUCAAGACCCCCAGACAGCACUUGUUCCAGGGCUUAUGUUGAGGGAGGAACUCACAAAUUCAAAGCUGAUGGAGUUGUCUUUUAUAACAAGGAAAUGUUACCAGGUUACUCUGCACUUUUUCGUCAUCCAAAUGAUGAACUGAACUACUGCGUUUACAUUAUUCCUGGUAACCCCAAAGUGACCCCAGAUGACCUUAAACACUGGCAUGACUACCUGCAGACAAAUGACCCUAACAUCAACCGAGCCUUGGGUAAAGAAGCCAAAAUAGAGAGAAUGAAUGCAGCUAGUCUAAGACUUGGGGGAGAGAACGUUUCUUAUGGACACCAUGUCCUGAUUGUGGGGGAUGCAGCAGGAAUGAUAGAUCCCCUUACAGGAGAGGGGAUCCACCAUGCAAUGGAAGGAGGAAAGAUUGCAGCACUAUUUUUAGAUGAGGCCAUCAAGCAGGGUAAUUAUGACAGUGACCUGAUGAAGAUCUAUCAUCAGCAAUGGAUGAACAAAUUUGGAUUUGAUUUUAAAUGGUCGAUGAUAUUUUGUCAAAUGAUGUACCGAUUUCCUAUUUUGCUGGAUGCCUCAGCUGCUGCACUUCAGAGGAAGGGCGACAAAUUUCUAGCUAAAUGGGCAGAUAUCAUGACAGGUCGAGUCCCCAAAAUAUACAUGCUGAAACCUGAGUUUUCCUUAACCAUAGGAUAUGAACUAAUCAGACUUCUAAUAGCAAGAUAUAGUGCCUCGACAAAAAAUCAAAAUAAAACUCAAUGACAUAUUAUUGGGUAUAAGAAAAAAAAAGUUUUAAUAUGAAUAUUUUCUUGAUUACUAAAACACCUUUGUAAGUAAAGUUUAUUUGUUUUGUGAUUGGAGAGGGUGCAAAUUAUCCACCCGUCUUUCUCUCUGUCCAGCUGAUACGAGCAGUCCAGCUGACACGAGCAGCAAGGAAACAUAAUGACAAAAGAUAUAACCGUACAAGCUUUUGCUAUAAAUUUCCAUAGGAAGAUAGUCUGUCUGUAGAUAUUUUUGUUAUACCUUUAAUUAUUAUACCCUAGGGAAAUCUAUACGUAAAAAGUCUAACAUCUCCAAUGUUUUACUGAGCAUUCAAAAAAAAAGUCGAUUGACCGAUAGGUGAAAUAUUUGGCCUGUCGAUGAGAUAUAGGACCGCUAUUACAUUCUUUACAUCACUCUGUAGGCGGGAUCAGAACUUUUAUCUUAUUAGGUCUUUCCACCUUUCUGUGGAAAGACCUAUUGAUAUUCUUCUGUUU
Saccostrea echinata is the source of this 1912-nucleotide messenger RNA. Its product is annotated as conditioned medium factor receptor 1-like. The coding region runs from base 6 to 1418 and encodes 470 amino acids. The record is from RefSeq and is a predicted model, not a curated record. NCBI's taxonomy places the organism in Eukaryota, Metazoa, Mollusca, Bivalvia, Ostreida, Ostreidae. Gene Ontology annotation, molecular function: oxidoreductase activity, acting on the CH-CH group of donors, NAD or NADP as acceptor; FAD binding. The transcript is spliced from 11 exons.